Molecule: messenger RNA, 1591 nt
Organism: Chara braunii
Lineage: Eukaryota; Viridiplantae; Streptophyta; Charophyceae; Charales; Characeae
Source: the annotation of a GenBank genome assembly
AGAUCCUCGUCUCCUUCGUCCAGAUUGUCAUCGUCACCGCGGGUGCGUCUUGCGCCAUGUCCUCACGCGCUUCCGCACGCGGCAAGGCCGCCGCCAACCUCUCACAACAAUCGGCGACCCGGGAGAAGAAGGGCCGCCACAUGGCCAGCAAGAAGAGGAAGGUCCUUGAAAGCGCCCCGGCACAUGGAGGUUACGUGCUGGAUGAGGAGUGGGUGCCGGAGGACGUGGCGACGCAGGAGGGGACGGAUUUCGAAGACUCUGACGACAUGCCAUUGCAGCGGAAGUCGUCCAGGCGGGGGACUGGCGGCAUCCGCAUAGACGACGCUGGCAAAAGACGACGCGCAGGAGGGCGGCCAGCACCGGAAGACGUCGUCGACGUUGACGCCGCGACGAGAGCCAAAGAGGGCGGGGGAAAUCCCGUGCCACUGCCACGGAUGGUGGCGAGGGCAGGCUACGCAGCAGGGGGGGGGGGAUCAAACGCAGGGGAAGGGGCGACGGCAGGGGUGAAGGCAGGCGAUGUCGCGGGGGAGGGGGACGACGACGACCCAUUGGUGAAAGGGCUGCGCCAGCGGAAUACGCGGGAAGUAAUGGAGGUGGCGACAAAGUUGUGGGUGGAUGACCUCCGCUUCUGGAACGAGAGGGAGGGAUUUGCCAUCGUCAAGUUGAUCGCGGAGGCGCCCGGUUAUCUUGUGGUUGUGGCGCGGGGAGAGCAGCCUCCGCCCAUUCGUCGCAGCAUCGCCUUGCCUCACAACAGCAUCCCGCAGCACAAGAUCGCGGACGAGUCGGAGUUAAACGCUGCGAAGGAGAGGGCGCUGAAGGUUAAGGGGAUCGCUUUGAGGGUGAUACACAGGUGGGUCUUCAAGUCUCAGAACAGGCAAAGGGGGUACCACGGGGCGUACCAGCACGCACUCAACCACGAGGCCACCGACAUCGCUCGCGCGAUGUGGAUGAGGGAGGACUGGCGUUAUUGUGUGAGUCCGAUCGUCAUCCACCACACGCUGGACAUGGAUAUGAAGCUGCCUUUGUGGUUCGUGGGCGCCGACGUCGAAGACAGGCACGAGGACAACGGCUUGGCGGCUUAUCAGGAGGCGAGCAUCCAGCGACUGGUGGGGGCUUUCAUGAGUGCCGUGAUCAUUGCGGAGGUGACGGACGGCGGUCGUGUAUCGCACGAAAGGUUGAAGACCAUGGCCGACGCGAUGCGGAUGAUGCUCGUGGCGACCAUGUGGCUCAUGCGGAUGGCGGGUGAUGAUCAUCGCGCGCAUUACGACGCCUGGGUCUUCGUCCAACUCACAAUGAAGCCGACGCUCGUCGCAUCCAUGCAUCGCUGCUUCGACGCGCGUCGGCUCAUCGUGCUAGCUGCGACCGUAAUCACCGACAAGUUGGCGAGUCACCCCAUCACUUUGAUCGACCCUCCAAUGUAUGUUCUCAACUGGGCAUCCAUCGGCGUGAAGUUCUCACACGACGCCACACUGUUUUCCCCGAUGGAGGCGAAGAAGGUGGAUUGGUUCGGCACAGGCCUCCCGUAAGAUGAAGACGACAGGAAAGGCAACGAACAGGGAAGCGGGGGCGGUCGAUGACGCCUUUUAGUCGU